GAAAUGACGUUCUGUUUAGACACUCUCAUUGAAAUAUAGCAUAAUGCGUGUUUUGGACGAUUUCAUUGAAUGUGAAAAUGAUGUGCAUCUGGACGGUAGAGUAGCGCUUGUCACUGGAGCUACUUCGGGUUCCGGUCUAGAAACAGCGAAGAAACUAGCGAAGCGGGGCGCGAGAGUCAUCAUUGCCAGUCGCAGUUCAGCUAAAUUAUCAGAUGCGAAGGCAGAAAUCAUCAAAAGUUCGGGAAACGAAAAUAUUGUUACACGUACAGUGGACUACGAAUCCCUUAAAUCUGUUCGUAAUCUCGCACACGAGAUGUAUCUCUUCGAGACCAGAUUAGAUAUUCUGAUCAACAAUGUUGGAGCUAUCGCCCUAGAAGAUCGCCUUACGAGUGACAACUUACAUUUGAUGAUGCAAGUGAACUACUUCGGAGCAUUUUUGUUAACUUUUCUAUUGUAUCCUUUGAUGAAAUCUUCAGCACCAAGUAGAAUAGUGAAUGUCUCUUCGCUAGCUAUUCUCUUGGGAUACAUAGAUCUUGAUCAUGUUAAUGACGUUGGAUUUCCAACAUUUACAUAUUAUGCCAAUGCGAAAUUAGCUAGCGUGCUAUUUACAGUGGAAAUGAAUAAGCGGAUUCAAGGCAGUGGUGUGAAUGUGUAUAGUAUGGAUCCAGGUUUGAUUAAGUCGAAGUUUUUUAGACACUCUAAUAAUACUUUUUGGAGAUCUUUUUUAAAUGGUGUACUUAUGUUAUUUGGAAGAGAUCCAGUGCGGACAGCAGCUAUGCCUGUCUUUUUGGCAAUUGAUCCAGGAGUAUCAAAUGCUAGUGGAAAACAUUUCCGUGAUUGUGCAGAAUUUUACAGUUCUUGGUUUGCUCAUGACCCAGUUUUAACGAAAAGAUUGUGGGAUGAAUCCAAGAGAUUGGUUGGAAUAACACCUGAAGAAGACUGGGAGUUACAUCUAAGGCCUACUUUAGCUUAAAUAUAUUGUUUUACAAUUAGUAAAUGCGACAUGAACAUAACAUUAAAUAGUCACAUUAAGCAAUAUCUAUGCUGUAAUAUUUUGAAUAAGCAGUUUGAAAUUACAUUUCAUAAAUAUA
Molecule: messenger RNA, 1091 nt
Organism: Melitaea cinxia (Glanville fritillary)
Lineage: Eukaryota; Metazoa; Arthropoda; Insecta; Lepidoptera; Nymphalidae
Product: retinol dehydrogenase 11-like
Exons: 1
Coding region: 44-973 (309 amino acids)
Source: RefSeq, a predicted model, not a curated record